AUGGAUUUUGGGUGUUUCCUGCUGGAUUUUGGGGGUCCCUGAUGGAUUUUGGGGCCCCCCAGGAUGGCUCAGAAGGAGAACGUGGCCCCCAGCCUGACCAAGAGUUUGGUCCCUCCCCCCCUGCGGGUGCCCUGCAAGGACCCCCCAAAUUCUGAGCCCCCCGGGAAGGCUCUGACAGGAGCCGGGCGGGUGCCUCUGGAGCCCAACGCGCUGCCGGCCCCUCCCCCACCCGUGCGCACCUUCUCUCUGGAGGACUUCGAGGUGGGGCGGCCGCUGGGCAAGGGCAAGUUCGGGAACGUGUACCUGGCGCGGGAGCGGCGCUCCGGCUUCCUGGUGGCCCUCAAGGUGCUCUUCAAGUCCCAGGUGGAGCAGGAGGGCGUGGAGCACCAGCUGAGGCGGGAGAUCGAGAUCCAGGCGCACCUCAGGCACCCCAACGUUCUCCGGCUCUACAAUUACUUCCACGACCGGCGCCGCGUCUUCCUCAUCCUGGAGUUCGCGCCCCGCGGGGAACUCUACAAGGAGCUGCAGCGCUGCCGGCGCCUGGACGCCACCCGCACGGCCACGCUGAUGGAGGAGCUGGCGGACGCGCUGCUGUACUGCCACGGGCGCAAGGUGAUCCACCGCGACAUCAAACCCGAGAAUCUCCUGCUCGGCCUCAAGGGGGAGCUCAAGAUCGCCGAUUUCGGCUGGUCCGUGCACGCGCCCUCGCUCAGGCGCCGCACGCUCUGUGGCACCCUGGAUUACCUGCCCCCCGAGAUGGUGGAGGGCGGCGGGCACGACGAGAAGGUGGACCUGUGGUGCCUGGGGGUGCUCUGCUACGAGCUGCUGGCCGGGCACCCCCCCUUCGAGAGCCCCUCGGCCGCCGACACCUACCGCAGGAUCACCCAGGUGGACCUGCAGUUCCCGGGGUCGGUGCCGGGGGGCGCUCGGGAUCUGAUCCAGCGGCUGCUGCGGCGCCUCCCGGGGCAGCGCCUCCCCCUGCGCGGGGUGCUGGGGCACCCAUGGGUGCGGGAGCACUCCCGACGGGUGCUGCCCCCGGGGUACUGCCCACCCUGACCUCUGACCCCUGUGUGUGACCUCUGACCCCCGUGUGUGACCUCUGACCCCUCCGGACACUGACCACCCAUCACUGACCGUCCCCCUGCGCGGGGUGCUGGGGCACCCAUGGGUGCGGGAGCACUCCCGCCGGGUGCUGCCCCCCGGGUACUGCCCUCAGUGACCCCUGUGUGACCUCUG
This is a messenger RNA of Taeniopygia guttata (zebra finch), 1236 nucleotides long. Lineage: Eukaryota; Metazoa; Chordata; Aves; Passeriformes; Estrildidae. The record is from RefSeq and is a predicted model, not a curated record.